Molecule: messenger RNA, 729 nt
Organism: Bipolaris zeicola 26-R-13
Lineage: Eukaryota; Fungi; Ascomycota; Dothideomycetes; Pleosporales; Pleosporaceae
Exons: 1
Coding region: 1-729 (242 amino acids)
Source: RefSeq, a predicted model, not a curated record
AUGGCUUCACCAAAAAAGCACGUCGUCUUCGACGUUGUAGGUACCUGCGUCUCUUUCGACGCCUUCUACGAAGCAAUCAACUCCGCAAUUGGCGCCAAACUCCGCCAACACACCAUAACCGCCCAGCACUUUGGCUUCACCUGGCAAACAUCCGCAGAAAUCGAAUUCACCUUCUUCUCCAUCCACGGCGGCUACAAGCCCUACAAAGACUUACUCUCCGGCUUCUUCUACCGCACCCUCAGCCUCUGCGGCGUCCAAGACCCCAAAUCCAUCUUCACGGAUGAGGAAAGGGAUAGAUGUGUGGAGGGCUACUCGGCGCUCAAGAUGCGACCAGGUUGCCACGAGAUGUUCCAGAUACUACGGGAUAACGGAUUCACCAUCUGGGCACUUACCACCGGCGACGUCAAGCGCGUAAGCGGAUACUUUGAGCGUGCCAACUUGCACAUGCCGCUUGAGAACCUCGUUAGCUGCGAUUCCGUUGGUGUAGCGAAGCCUGCGCUUGCGGCCUACCGCGUCAUGUGGGAUCGGCUGGGCGAAAACGAUAUCAAGUGGUUUGCGGCCGGUCACAUGUGGGAUGUGACUGCCGCGACCAAAGUGGGGUUUCGAGGCGCGUUCACGACCGUGUAUGAGAAGGAUGCUUGUUUGGAUGUUUUUACAGAGGCCAAGAUUGAGGUUGUGGAGGAUAGCAUGGUGGGGCUGGCUAGGGCGAUUGUAGAGAAGUCCGGGUGA